Odocoileus virginianus texanus is the source of this 1722-nucleotide messenger RNA. Lineage: Eukaryota; Metazoa; Chordata; Mammalia; Artiodactyla; Cervidae. The record is from RefSeq and is a predicted model, not a curated record.
CUCAGGGUGGCUGGCUGGUCUGCUUGCUUGCUUUGACAGCUUUACUGAGAUAUAAUUUUCAUACCAUUAGUCUGCGUGGCUUUUGUGAAGUACAUUUUAUUCUGAUUGUAAGAAAAUGCAAAUCACCCAUAAUCCCCAAACCCAGAGUUAACCACCAUUAUUAACACUUUGAUGAAGCCCGUUCUUUUUUCUGUGCAAGUUUAUAGCUUUUUUUUUUUUCCUUUUAAAGCAAAGAUGGGAUCAUACUGUAUACAAUUUUUUUUUUUUUGCUCUCUCCCUGAAUAAUUAUGAGGUUAUCUAGUUUAUUUCUUUUCUUCUUCAACUUGUUUAGUCAGAUGGCUCAAAUCUUUAUCGUAAAUGCUUCCAGAAAGAAAUUCUACAUCUGGGGUUGAAAAUUCGCAUGCCUGCAGCAGCCAAACAGAUUUGCUGACCAUGAGGGAAUAUCACUGCUUGCUGCAAUUACUGUGCCCGGAUUUCCCCCUGGAGCUCACUCAGAAGGCCGCCAGGAUCGUGCUCAUGGACGAUGCCAUGGACUGCUUGAUGUCUUUCUCAGACUUCCUUUUUGCCUUCCAGAUCCAGUUUUACUACUCAGAGUUCCUGGAGAGCGUGGCCGCCAUCUAUCAGGACCUGCUGUCGGGCAAGAACCCCAACACGGUGAUCGUGCCCACGUCGUCCAGUGGGCAGCACCGCCAGCGGCCUUCCGCGGGCGAGGCCAGCACGCUGGAGGGCGUGGAGGCCGCACUGUUCUACCAGUGCCUGGAGAACCUGUGUGACCGGCACAAGUACAGCUGCCCACCCCCGGCACUGGUCAAAGAGGUCCUCAGCAAUGUUCAGAGACUGACCUUCUACGGCUUCCUCGUGGCCCUCUCAAAGCAUCACGGGAUCAACCAAGCCCUAGGAGCCUUGCCCGACAAAGGGGACCUGAUGCACGACCCAGCCAUGGACGAGGAACUGGAGCGGCUGCUGGCGCAGAUCCCAGGCCUGGUCACCUCGGUCACUGCCGGUCCAGAGGCCAGCUGCCUGCCUCCCCGCACCCCUCCCCGGGUUGGCUCCCCCUGGAGACCCCUCCAUCUUGCCCGCAAAGUGGAUGCAGAGAGCGAUGGCUCCACUGAAGAGACAGAUGAGUCCGAGACUUGAGGAGUCCGAAGGGUGUUGUCUACAGUACAGGACCCAGCUCUGGGUCCAGUUCCCAGCUCCCCACCCACUCACGUUCCCACCCCUUCUCCAACCCCUGGGACUCCAGGCAUCUCCUCUCCCACCCGUGCCGAGCUGCCCUCUACUGGUGAAAAGGCCAAGUGACAGCCCCAGCCCAGAGACGCGCCAGAGAGGUUCUGAUGAUCAGCCAAGCUAAGCAGUGACCCUAGAAAGCCUACCUAAACAGCCUACUUUCUCCCGUCAGUCAGCUUUUCACCAGGCCCCAAGCUGAGGGCAGAUUGAGCUGAGGCCACGGGAAGGGUGACUUGGUUUUACCCUUCUGCUGACCAUCCCCAUCUCCUCACAGCAGUUCCAGGAACCAUGCAGGGCCUUGAUGGUCAAGGGUGACACCCAGCGAUGCAAGUAUUAGGAGGAUAUAGCCAUGGUAGCCUGCUAGAGGACUAGCCACUAACCAUAAGGUGGAGAAGGGUGGGAAAAAAGAAAUUUCACUUUCAGAAACCGCUUCAAGUCUCCUCUGUGUCUAACAGUUAAAUAUGUGAAAUGAAUAAAGUCCCUUGUGUCUGGUAA